GGGUGUAGUAGGUAAAACCCUUUUCUCUUGCGGGCGCUGUUUCUCUUUUAGCUUUUACCGCUUCUUCCGGUUCCUCUUCUCUCCUUCUCUCUCAUUAGUCUUGCUUCUUCUUCCAUUCUCUUCUCUUCUCUUCGUCUUCGUUUUGUUCUCUCUUCGCUAAUCUUGUGAUUCUCUCUCUUGGCGUUUGUCGUAGGCUAAUCGCCCUAGAUUCCCUCUUUCUCAGACGCUAAUCUCGGAACAAUGAGACCUGCCAAGGCUAAGGGGGGAGCAAGAGCCCUGAAACCUGUCGACGAUGGGAGAGUUGGUAAACGAAAGGCUGCUGCUCCAGUUGAUAAGGGUGGCAAAGGAAAGGCCAAGCAGACGAAGAAGGCCAAGAAAGACCCCAACAAGCCUAAGAAGCCACCUAGUGCCUUUUUUGUGUUCCUUGCUGAGUUCAGGGUAGAUUUCAAGAAAAAGAACCCCAAUGUGAAAGGGGUAGCAGCUGUUGGAAAAGCUGGAGGAGAGAAGUGGAGAUCUAUGACUGAUGCUGAAAAAGCUCCUUAUGAAGCUCAGUCUGCAAAAGCAAAGACCGAGUAUGAAAAACAGAUGAAAAUCUAUGACAAAAAGCAGAGUGCACCUGAUGAUGGUGAUGAAGAGUCAGAGAGGUCAAGAUCUGAAGUGCAUGAUGAAGACGAUGAAGCUAGUGGGGAGGAGGCGCAGCCGAAAGCGGAGGAAGCAGAGGAGGAAGAGGUGGAUGACGAGGAUGAAGGGGAGGAUGAAGGUGAAGAUGAGGAAGAUGAUGAUUGAAAUUGCAACUCCCCUAGCUGGUGAAGUGUUUAUCUUUGGUUAGAGUAGACUUUUGAUUUUGUAAACUCAGGUUGCAUGGUGUUUUUGGAAGCAGUCAACAAUAUUUUUGAACUGCUGUGUCCAUAUAGUAGAAUUACUUAAGCAGGAACAUAAGCAAUAGCUUUCCUGUAGCUUGUAUGAAUUCUCUAAGAUCAGUGUACUCUUUAAUGGUUUUGGAUAUAUGAUUUGCAACCUAAAAUCGUCA
This is a messenger RNA of Fragaria vesca subsp. vesca, 1030 nucleotides long. Its product is annotated as high mobility group B protein 1-like. The coding region runs from base 241 to 786 and encodes 181 amino acids. The transcript is spliced from 8 exons. NCBI's taxonomy places the organism in Eukaryota, Viridiplantae, Streptophyta, Magnoliopsida, Rosales, Rosaceae. The record is from RefSeq and is a predicted model, not a curated record.